UGCCAGCCGGCUAAACACGGUUAUAUCCGUCUGCGCAUUAGCGAACAAAUUCAUGUUCCAGUACCAGGAAAUGAGUACUGACUCCUGAUUGGCUCGCUUUUGUGAUAGUUAUAACAUCGUUUCUGAUUGGUUAUGGAAAUUACACGGGCUGGCACCCUAAAAAUCAAAAUGGCUACAUUUCCGGAGCGUGCUUGGAAAGAAGCCUUUUUAUCUGUUCAGAAACAAUUCCUCAUCGAUCACCUCCUACCAGAACAAGUAUCUGCAGUUAAAGCUUUUAUUGAAAAGGGAAAUGUCUUUGUAAAUUUGCCGACGGGGUAUGGUAAAUCGUUAAUAUUUCAAUGCAUUCCUAUCGUGUAUGAUAUUCUGUACUCGAGGCCUCGUGGCACUAGUGUAGUUGUUGUUAUUUCGCCAUUGAAAGCUCUAAUGAAAGAUCAAGUAGAAUACUUAGCAACUUUUGGUGUUCCUGCCAUUGCUAUUGGGGAUGAAUACGAUGAAGAAACAAUACAACAGGUCAAAAACGGGUAUUUUUUGAUCGUGUAUUGCUCUCCUGAAUGUUUGUUGUCAACGAGUACUUGGAGGGAGAUUUUCAACGAUGCUGAUUUCCGUGAAAAACUGGUUGGUGUAGCUAUCGACGAGGCUCAUUGUAUUACUGAGUGGGGUUUGUCAAAUUCAAGCAAAUGCCCAUUCCGAAAGUGGUAUGGUUGUCUAGGUGAACUCAGAUCACUUAUUCCACAAGAAUGCAAAAUAAUGGUUCUAACAGCAACUGCAUCAAAACUUACUACAGAGAAAAUUUUGGAUGCAGUUAAUAUAUCUCGCGAUACAAUUAUGAUACAGCAGAGUCCAGAUAAAGUGAACAUUUCAUACACGAGACAAUACCUUGAUAAAAAUUACCCCAUUGAAAAGCAAUUUGGUGCACUUCUUGGAGAAUGUCAAAGGCUUGGAAUAAAUACACCCAGAACUAUAAUAUACUGUCAAACACGGAAACAAUGUGCAAUACUAUUUCGUUUGUUUGAAGUGUGUCUUGAAGAAAAACUUUAUCAUGGUAGCAAAGAUUAUCGAAAUCGUGUUGUUGACAUGUACCAUGCAGGCACACCAGAAUCUGUAAAGGAACAUGUUUCUGAGCAAAUGUCAAAUGAAAAUGGUGUGAUUCGUGUACUAAUAUCAUCAAUUGCUUUUGGGAUGGGUGUCAAUUGUAAGCAGGUAAGAAGAGUUGUGCAUUUUGGACCCUCCAAAAGUAUAGAAUCGUAUAUUCAAGAGUGUGGUCGAGCUGGUCGAGAUGGAGUUCAAAGCACAUGCAUGCUUCUAUAUAAUGGCCUACUCUCUGUGCACUGUGAUAAUGACAUGAAACAUUAUUUAAAUCACGAAGGAUGUUUGAGGGAAAAGCUAUUGAUUCAUUUUGGGUACAAGGUGGACCACAAAAACUUUCAGUUUCUGCACAACUGCUGUAGUAACUGCCAGCAAAGUUGUUUGUGUGGCACAUCCUCUUGCAGGAAACUUUGGAGUCCACAACUUGAGCAAGAAUGUGACCUUGAUUUAUAUACUACUGAUGAACAGGAGAAAAGCAAGUUGACAAGAGUUGUGACCAAGAAAGACAAAAAACUAUUGAAGGAAAAGCUUAUCAAUUAUCAGAGAGAGAUGCUAAAAGAAUACAACAUUAAAAAUAUGGUGACAUGUCCAAAUAUGUUACUAGAAUUUAACAUGUUUCAUAUUAAUCAAGUACUUGGUAGUUGCCAUUCUCUAUUUACUUUGAAUGAUGUUUUAAAAUCUGUUGAAAUAUGGCGACAUAAGUAUGCUGUUGAAAUCUUAAGAAUUAUACAGGAUAUUUUUGGUGACAUGGAAAUAGAAAUACCUGAUGAUUUAGAAGACUCAGAUGAAGAGGAAACUCUUACUACAGAAUGGGAGGCUUUGAGAAAUGAUUCAUCAUGUUUGGAAAUUGUAAAUAGCCAAGAUCUGGUUGCUAUUGAAUCCACCAUGGACACUGAUACUUCUUACAAUAAUAUUUCAAUAUGACUUUGUUGACAAUAUAUGUAUUUUGAACAGUUAUUAACAAUAUGAAUAUAAUUAUUUACAAAAUAUACAAGUAGCAAUUUUUUAAGAUCCCAAACCCAUUAAUUAAAAACUAAACAUUAUUU
Molecule: messenger RNA, 2132 nt
Organism: Dendronephthya gigantea
Lineage: Eukaryota; Metazoa; Cnidaria; Anthozoa; Malacalcyonacea; Nephtheidae
Product: ATP-dependent DNA helicase Q-like 1
Exons: 2
Coding region: 133-2010 (625 amino acids)
Biological process (GO): double-strand break repair via homologous recombination
Cellular component (GO): chromosome; nucleus; cytoplasm
Molecular function (GO): 3'-5' DNA helicase activity; nucleic acid binding; ATP binding
Source: RefSeq, a predicted model, not a curated record